Molecule: messenger RNA, 5382 nt
Organism: Hydractinia symbiolongicarpus
Lineage: Eukaryota; Metazoa; Cnidaria; Hydrozoa; Anthoathecata; Hydractiniidae
Exons: 2
Coding region: 676-5382 (1568 amino acids)
Source: RefSeq, a predicted model, not a curated record
GGCAUAUAGUCUAGCAAUCUAACAAAAUGCCUAAUUUAACUUUUUAUUGUGGAAUCUGAUAGAUUAGGUAGGAAGCUUCAAAAAACCACCGAAUACCUUUCCGGGAAAACUUCCGGCGUCACGUGACUGAUGGCGUCAAAUGCGGCAAAAAUUGUGCACAAAUCCUGCGAUAACUCGUGAACGGUAUAAAAUAUAAACUUAAAAAUGGCAUAUUUGGCAUCGGCUAAAUAAGACCUUUUGAAUGAUAUACAGUUUUAUUAGUCUGCUACAUAUUUGAAAUUUUCCUCCUCCGCAGCGACCACGAAAUUACUUUUUGAAAGUUGUUACUCGAAUUGCGCUAUUCAAAUAGAAAUUCUCGAAAACGUGAUUCUAAAAACAACCGCUAUUCAUAUCUUUACUCGUAAAACAUAAUGGAUAUUAUAGAAUAACAGGAAAAGCCCCAUUGAGAGUUGAUAUGAAUGUGAGUCGGGGCACCUGAAGAUCAUUCCGGUGUUGUGACGACAAAGCGAAGGUAUGUUAGGUGAGAAAAUGAAGUUUGAAAGAAUGAAUGAACUUGCUUGUUAGUUAUGGGAAUAUCAUUUACAUUUCUCUACAAUUUCGUGCAUUACUCUUUUUGAUCGCUUAUGUGCUGGUCGAGUUCGAUUGUUUCACCACAUUCAAAAAAUAUGAAAGAAUAUGGCCCUAUCGUCUUCAUUUCUCAGUCUUGAACAAACAAGUGAAAAAUGUUUAUUAUGUGAUGGUUCUUUUUCGCAAAAAGAUUCCCAAAAAAGUUUUUCACAGCAAGGAUGGGAGAACUUGAAGAGGAUUGCAGAAGAAUGGAACUGUAUUGAUAUCGAUCGAAAUGACAAGUAUUUCUCUUUUCGUUAUGUUCACUCGCGAAUUGGUGAUGUUAUUGAAGCAUUUGGUAAAGCUCAUAAAAAUUGUAGUAUUACAUUUGGAACGAAAGUGGAAAACUACAGGAAAAGAUACGGAGAAAUUAAGACAAGUGUUCUCGAACAAGAAUCAGAGGAUCUAACAAGUGAUGUUCAGACUAGAAGAUCACAAAGAGAAGCCAAAAAAAGAAAACAAAUUUGUUUUAUUUGUAAUGAAAGAAGGGAAACGGACGGUGGAUCAUAUAAUCAAGCUGGACUUGGUAGAUGCGAACAGGAAAGCUCUCGUCAAAGGAUUCAUGCAAGGACUGAGCUGUUUAUUUCUAAACCGACUUACCGAUUUCACGAGGCCGCAAAAAGACUGCAGGUAUUGCAAGGUGGACAGUCUUUUGAUCUUUAUGCCAUUGAUAUUUAUUAUCAUAAAAACUGUUACCUUAAGUAUGCAAUAAACCAGCCUUCGGGUAUUGAAGAAGAACAAGAAUCUUCGAAAGACAAAGAAAAGCAAUUCAUAAUCGAAGAGUUCUUCAGAAUAGUUGGAUGGAAAGUAAUUGGGAAGAAGGAGGCAUAUCUUCUCCACCAGUUAUUAUCAGACAUAAAGGUUAUAUGCGAAGAAAAUAACUUAGAGCCUGCUUUCAUGCACACUGUGUCAUUGAAGAGAGAAUUGGUGAAGCAAUUUGGAUCUGAGAUUGAUUUUUUUACAACAGGGAAAUACGUUAUUGUUCAUUCGGCGCUCAUGAAUCCCUGCGAGUAUAGCGUUGCAACACUGCUUGGCCAUGGACUGAGGGAUAUGGAUCACAUUCGUUCGUUUGCAAAUUUCAUCAAGAGCAAAGUCAAAGAGCGAGAGCUAGAAAGUUUACCAAAAACUCCUGAUGAAAUGAUCGCAGACUUCAACAAGGGCCCGAUGCCUGAAUUAUACAAUAUUAUAUAUGCCACGAUGUAUCCGAAUUUUAAGACCAAUGAUGAAGGUUAUGCCAUUACGCAGUCAAGUAACAUUGCCAAUAAGAUUUGGUCAAUAGCAUCAGAUUGGCAGUCGCUAAUCACUCGCCAGAAGAAUGUAAAACAAGCCAUGCUAGGACUGACAAUACACAGACUUACUGGUAGUAAAGAGGCAGCCGCACAUCUUCACAAUCUUGGCCAUUCAAUUUCGUACAAUGAAAUCAGAAAAUACAAUGAUGCAUGGUCCUCCGCUCAGAUUGAAGUACACAAACGUUUUGUGAAAGGAUACCCUCUACAUUCGACCAUUGAUAACAAUGAUGGCCGCCAGGAAACUCUUACCGGUGUUGGAACCACUCAUGAUACGAACAGCACACUGUUUCAGCCAUUUAUUCCAGGUGACAGCAUUCUUCAUGAAACGAAAUCAACAAUUCAAGAACUAGUUCCCUGUGAGGAAAUUGUUACUAACAAUAUUGAAGAAUAUCAUCUUGGUGCGAGAGCGGAUCCUCUUGCAUUUCCCGCUUAUCAGGAUGAUGAAGGCACAGAGCUCCUUGAAGAAAGCUUUCGCAGAGAUGUAGCGUGGUCAUUAGCAAGUGGUCUGCCUGCUACUGACGGUGAACCUGAUUUACCAAUGUUGGGGUCUUGGACUGCUUUCAAUAGAAAGGUUUCUGAUCGCAAGCAGAAAAAAUCGCUCAUUGAAUACAUGCCUGUAAUAAAUCAACCACCCGAUAUUUCAGUAUGCAAGAACUAUCUUGACACCCUCAAACAUGUAAUGGAUGAUCUUGGAUUAAAACAUAUUUUCGCCCACGCAGACGAAGAGGUAUAUGCCAGGCUUGUGCAGAUAAUAUGGAAGAAUAGCGAUCUCUAUAAGAAUAUCAUUGUCCUUAUGGGUGGCUUUCACCAAUUACGUGUUCGCCAGCGAUUAAUCUUCAAGAGGCAUUCGUGUAUUGGCUACAAAGAUUGGUUUGUUGACGCAGGGACAAUUUCUGCUGGUUCUGUAGAUCAAGCAUUUGGAGGGAAGCAUUACUAUCGGUGUAUGCGAAUUCUGAAAGAGUCAUUCGCUGCUCUUGUCCAGUAUCGUACAGAACAACUACGGGACAACUACGCGUCUUUAUCUGAUGGUCUGCGUGAGAGCCUGAAGUCACUGAGAGAAAAUCCAUCCACAGAAGCACUUGAAGCGGUUAUAGAAUUAGAUGAAUUUGAAGAGUUAGUUCGUGAGAUAAGUAGCUGCGAAAGUCCUCAACAAACAAUGACUGUUGCGUACUUGAGAGAUAUAUCGUCUUUAUUAGCUCUGGUCUCUGCCGUUCGUGAAGGAAAUUUCGAAAGACAUCUUGAAGCAGAACGAGAAAUGCUGAAGCAAGUGUUUGCUUUCGACCACCAAAACUACUCUCGCUAUUUGACAUUUCAGCAUGUGCUAUUGACGGAUUUGAAAUCAAGCAACAAUCCAGCCUAUCAAGAACUGCUCGAGAGGGGAUUCGGAGCGAAUUAUUCGGGAGAAAAGUUUGCAACAGUUCACGGGGAUUUGGUCACUGAAUAUUUUAAUCGCGAAACCAAAGGGACAGCAGGUCCAUUCAGAUCCGGAUUUAGUACCAAUAUCGACACAACUAACAAAUGGGUGAAAACCGUUCACAUUCACGCAAAGCUUCGUCUUACAAUGCGUGAUAAACUCAACAUUAAAACAACGUCGACUCACAAAGAGCUUACGGAUAGUGGUAAAGCAAAACACCAUAGCGAUGUCGCUGCUUUGAAAGAAAAGUUGCAUUCCUAUAAAACGGAUCCAUUUUCGAAUGGUCCUGCAAAAGUAAUCUGCACGGGUUUAGAAAUCGAUACAGAAGUAAUUGAAGGCCUAAUGAAUGCACCAGAAAUUGGGAAUACCAGAUACAAAGAGUUUGUCCAAAAACGACUUGUAACUAAAGAAAAAAGUAUAUUUGAUCCAAUCAAAAGAGUAAAGCUGAAAACCGGGCUUGAAAAGGGAAAGAGUACCCCUAAAGCAGUAUCCAUCCUCAAAGAAGAUCGACAGGCCUUUGGAAUUCUAGUGGCAAAAGCAACAUCGCUUGAAGAGGCGUUCACAUUUCCAAUUACAACACUUCCAUUGAGUCUUGCAACACCAAACAACAUGCUGCGACAAUCAGACAAAGCCAGUUUCCGAAACUAUUUGAUCAAUGAAUCAAAAGCGGUCUCCAGCGCUAUCCCACUGAAGGCACGUUGGAUUAUUGAUGGUAUGGCCCUCUUUCGAACAGUGAAACCAGAGCAAACAUAUAGAAAGUGGCUGGUCGCUGUUCUCCAUUCAGCAAUACCUCCUGCAAUAGCAGAUGCAGUACAAGUAGAAAUCGUCAAUGAUACUUAUUUGGAAAAUAGCAUCAAAUCAUCAACGAGAAUUGCGCGGGGAGAAACAUCUCGCAGAGUACGUCUGGAAAGUGUAGACCAAAAAAUGCUUCAAGGAAAGGAAUGGCUAGAGUUUUUCCACAACAACGAAAAUAAGGAAGAUCUUAUUCGACUUGCAAGCUCAUUCUUCAGAAGUACAGACGGCAGACGGUUGUUGAAGAUCCCGCUUAUCAUCAAUUGCAAAGAGGAAACUUUGCUGAUUCGAAGUAAUGGAGUGGAACGAAUGCAAGAUUGCAACCACGAGGAAGCAGACACGAGACUCGUGCUUCAUGCAGCUCAAGAUAAAUCCCCUGCUGUGAUUGUUGCAAAGGAUACAGACGUGCUUAUCCUAUUGCUUCAUGGUAUGGUACACUGCCACGCCUCACAAGAAUGGCACAUGAAGAUUGAGCACGAGAAGUAUGUUGAUGUACGAUUGAUAUUUGAUAACUUUGGCCCUGAAAUUUGCACAGUGUUACCUCAGAUACAUGCUCUAACCGGCUGUGAUACAACUGCCUACAAAUUCAAUAAAGGAAAGAUAAAAGUUUUUAAGAAAAUAUUGAAAGACAAAAGCGGCUUAGCUCUCAUUGAUCAACUGGGUAAGAGCACUUCCAUUUCUAAUGAGACGGUGGUAAACGCAAAGAAAUUUUUUCAAAUAUUUAUGUACCAUGGAAAGGAUAAAGACAGCUAUGUCCAGACGAGGGUACAGCAAUAUUUGAAAAUGAAAGUGAAAUCUUCAGCACCAUUAUUACCUGACCCAGAUUCAGUUUGUCAAGAGAUAAAACGGGUCCAUUUACAAUCUUAUAUUUGGCUGAACUGCUUAAACCAUCACAUAGUUCCGUUGAACAUUGAAGAUUUCGGAUGGAAAAUUGACCACGACAAGAAAUUUGUAAAUCCCGUUUGGUUUACUGGAAAUCAGUUGCCAAGAUCUCUUAUUCGACAAAGGGGUAAAUCCAGGAAGAAAACAGGUAACACUGGAGAUGGUUUUGAAGCUGAUAAAGAAUCAGAAGCUGAGCAAACGGAACCUUCGCAGAAAAGGAAAAAAGUCACUCCCCGAGGGACGAAAAGAAGUAACGACACAAGCGACGACAUGGAACAGAGAGAAAGCAGUGCUAUGAAUGAAACGGAAGGAGCUUCAGAUAGUUCUGAUUGGGAAAAAGACUUUACGACAUCAGAAGAAGAAAAAACGGACUCUUCUGACAGUGACUAUUUACCUUAG